Molecule: messenger RNA, 732 nt
Organism: Ruditapes philippinarum (Manila clam)
Lineage: Eukaryota; Metazoa; Mollusca; Bivalvia; Venerida; Veneridae
Exons: 5
Coding region: 1-732 (243 amino acids)
Molecular function (GO): protein binding
Source: RefSeq, a predicted model, not a curated record
AUGUAUUCAUCAUAUACAACCCUACCAUUGAUGGACACUGCUGGAAACGAUGAUUUGUUCGCCAAUAAAGCCUUUGAUUACGAUUAUGAAGAUUCCUCAUCGGGCUAUGAAUCUUCAGAUAUGGAGUCAGUCAGUUCUUGGGGGUCACGUGACAGCCUUGACAGCAGAUUACAGGACAGUCAUAAUAACUUCUUACCAAUGAACAAAGAUGAAGAAAUCAUGAACUUUAGAAGCACACAUUCGCUCUCAGAACACCUGAAACUAAUUUUAGCAAUGCCCGAGAUAGUUAUGUAUCAACUGAUUUUAAAACAUAUGUCUAUGGAAGCUGCUGACAAAAAAAGAAACGCCAAAAGUAACAAGAAGUCAAAGAAAGGCACGUGCAAGGCUGUUGGAAGGGGUCGGUCAUUAUCUCAAAGACUUGUUAUCCCUGUCAAGAAAUACGAUUCUGAGGUGUUCCGAAUGUUGGUCCAAUUUAUUCACUGUGGAAUUGUGAAUAUCACCGAGGAAACAGUUGCUGGUUUAUUUUGUGCUGCCUCCCAUUUUGAGCUACCAGAUUUGAGCAAAGCAUGUUUAGAUUUUAUUGAGAGAUGUAUGAAGGUCGGUAGAGCUGAGAAACUGCUCUUUUCUACAAGAUGUUACAGUCAACAUAAAGCUUCAAAAACAUUAUUUGAUAGGAUUUAUUCAGUGGUGGACAAACGAUGUAUCGGCAAACUUGAAGAAACUCCAGUUUAA